CUGCCCUCUUUGCCAUGUGACUUCAUGGAACCAAUAAACAUUUAUUGAAUGUUUUCCCGUCACAAUGGGAAGCAACUAUAAAGGAAACGAAACUAAGAAGUGCCGUUCACUGCGCACAUGUCAAAAUGGCUGAGCAGCAGCAGCAGAACAACAUGGACCUGGACCAGAGUCAGCUCUGCUGUUCGGUCUGUCUGGACCUGCUGAAGGAGCCGGUCACCAUUCCCUGUGGACACAAUUACUGCAAAGUCUGUAUUGAGGGAUGCUGGGAGAAGGAGGAGCAGAGAGGAAAGUACAGCUGUCCUCAGUGCAGAGAGGAGUUCAGUCAGAGGCCUGUGCUGAGGAGGAACAACAUGCUGGCUGAGGUUGUUCUGAAGCUGAAGAGGAUGAGCACCCAGCAGGCUUCUCCUCCUGCUGCUGUGACCUGUGCCGGCCCGUCAGACGUCGCCUGUGAUUUCUGCUCUGAGGCCGAACCCAACGCAGCCACCAUGUCCUGCCUGAAUUGUCUGGCGUCUUACUGUCCGACUCACCUCCAGCCUCACUACAGUGUUCCUGUGUUGAAGAAGCACCAGCUGGUCUCUGCUACAGUCCCACUGCAGGAGAAGAUGUGCACGAAGCACAACAAGCUGAUGGAGGUCUUCUGCCAGACGGACAAGACGUGCAUCUGUUAUCUGUGUAUUAUAGAUGAGCAUAAAGGCCACAGUACAGUGUCAGCUGCAGCAGAGACGGCUGAGGAACAGAAACAGCUGACUGUGAGUCAAAAGGAAGUCCAGCAGAGAGAACAGGAACGAGAAAAGGAGCUGAAUCAGCUGAUCAAAGCUCUGAAGGAGUACAAGAGCUGUUGUGGAACUGCAGUGAAGACCAAUGAUGACAUCUUUGAUGAGCUGAUCACCUCCAUUAAGAAGAAACGCACUCUGGUGAAGCAGCUGAUGAAAAACCAGGAGAAGACUGCCGUCGCUAAGGCUGAAGAGCUGCAGCUGCAGCUGGAGGACGAGAUCAGCAAGCUGAGGAGGAGGGACUCUGAACUGGAACAGCUUUCCCAUGUGGACGACAACAUCCACUUCAUUCAGACUUUCAAGUCCCUCUCCAUCUCCUGUGAAAAUCCAGAUUUGCGUGUUGGUCCUUUUGCUUGUCCUGAACGUUCGUUCAGAGCUGUGACUGAUGUCGUGUCUCAGCUGAUGGGUGAUAUAGAUAGGCUCUUGAAUGAAAAAUGGCCCAGGAUCUCCAGGACAGUGUCUUUUACAGAUUUUGUGAUGCCACCUGAACCGGAGACCAGAGAAGACAUGUUAGGCUAUUGCUGUCCUCUAACACUGGAUCAGAACACAGUCUCCAAAUAUUUGACCAUUUCACAAGAAAAUCGGCGGGCGACGAGUGAAAAAAAUCCUAAUUGUUAUUUAGAUAGACGCUUACAUAGGUGGAUUAAUGUCGGAAAUAAUAUCAGGCAGGUGUUGUGCAGCGAGAGUUUGUCAGGGCGAUGUUACUGGGAGGUCACUUGGAGUGGUAGCACCUGGUCUGUGGCCGUGUCAUACAAAGACAUCAGUCAACAAUCCACAUAUGACUCAGAGUUUGGAAAUGACAACAAGUCGUGGAGUCUGGACUGCUCCCAGAAAGGUUACUGUUUCCGACACAAUCGUGGAAGCACAUCAGUGUCAGGCAAUCGAACCUCCACGGUCGGAGUUUACCUGGAUUAUGAGGCAGGUACUUUGUCCUUUUAUAGCAUCAGUGGUACAAACAUGACUCUGCUCCACAAAGUAAAAACCACUUUCACUGAGCCUCUCUAUCCUGGGCUUGGGGUGAAGGAUGAUGGAUCUCAGUCAAGCAGUGGAUCUUAUGCAGAACUGAUCAAACUGUGGUAAUGAAACAUAUAUUUGGGUGGUUGAUGAUUGCCACUGUUGAUCAGGCUGCACUCGGCCCCUUCAGUAUACUAUAGAUGGACAUCAUGACAGAUGGGAGGAUGUGAUUUUUAAUGGUGAAAAAUUAUACAAAUGAAUGUUGAAUCCCACCUCGCCCCAAAUGUUGAGGUCCUGUCAUGUCACCAUCAGCACUCUGAGGAGCUCAGAAUUAUGUCAGUCAUUCAGAAAUGAGAAAUUCCAUUGGCAGGAAUGUGAGGGAUGAUUUCAAUCAAAUUAACAAAGUUAAAUGAACACUAUACAAUAAUAACAUAUGAUCUGAUGAGAGGAUGUGAUUUUACAAUACUGUCCCGCAUAUUUCAAGGUGUUGCUCAGUUUUUGCUUUUGUUGCAGAGUUUUUAUGCUGAUUUCCUCUCGAUCUUCUAAAAAUAGUGACUACUGUUGAGAUGAGGAAUUAGUUGUUUUUUUGUUUGCUUUUUAUGCAUAUAAAAGAUUUUGAAUUGUAAAAAGUCGCUUCGCUACAUCUUCAAACCAGCGCUUUGAGUGAAGUGCUUCAUACUUUGGUUAAACUCGUUCCUGACUGGGGUUUCCAUGUGUUUCUCAUCAGGCACGAUGUGGGUCUGUGCUGAAGGUUUGUCUAAUUUUAAAACAGACUUUUCCAAAAAGGUGUGUCUCAGAGUGCUGUGGCCUUUAAUGCUGAAGUUUGUUUAGUGCAUAUUUUUGUUUAGUUGAAAGAAAAUAAAUCACUUGAGACAUGAUGACUCGAA
Molecule: messenger RNA, 2614 nt
Organism: Acanthopagrus latus (yellowfin seabream)
Lineage: Eukaryota; Metazoa; Chordata; Actinopteri; Spariformes; Sparidae
Product: tripartite motif-containing protein 16-like
Exons: 7
Coding region: 126-1853 (575 amino acids)
Molecular function (GO): zinc ion binding; protein binding
Source: RefSeq, a predicted model, not a curated record